CAGAAGUGGCAGUGAGACUCUAUUAGCAUCAGACAGUGGUCCGAGCCUAUUGUUGUUGGGAAAACGUGACCGACUUCAUCAUCUCAAGUGGCCAAUCUUCUGUUUGUAACAGUGUUUGCUGUGGUCUCACUAUACUUUUAGACGUACACCAGUGGUGGACAUUCAAAAAUUACAUUUAUUCGGCCAAAGUUGUGUGUGUGUGUGUGUGUGUGGCGGAAAGGAUAUAUAAAGUUGUGUAACUUAGCACACCGACACAGCACACCAUCAGUGGUGGUGCAGCAGCUCUUCUUCCUAUAGCUUUCAGUGUGUCUAUACGUGUGUGAGUGUGUAAAAGGAUCUCUAGUCACACGAAUACGGCGCGUGAAACGGGUUGGGGGAAAUGUGAGAUCUUCGUGCAGUGCAAAUACCCCUACACACCGACACAGUCGUCUGCUCAGUUGCCUAUCGUCGUGCUACUGCUGCCUCCGGUCUAAAAAUACGACAACCAGUGUUGUUGGGGGGCGAAAGAAAAAGAAAUCAAACUGAUGAGUGGAACACCUUGUUCGGGAUUACGUUGCACUGCAUUAUUUACCAGGGCUCAGAGCAGCGAGGCUCGGCCAGGGAAAUCUGCGUCAACGACAAUGACGUCGUCUGCAUUGAUCUGCUUGUUCUUUUCUGUGGCUGUGAUAAUGUCGUCGUCGGUCGAAGCUGCCGAAACGGAUUUACCUCAUGUCGAGAUAUCGAACUGGGCCAUCCGCUUCGGCGCACAAAUGUGGGAGAUUGGCAAGCAAGUCACCAGGAUACGGGAAAUCAGAGAGCGCUACCAGAGUGAAGCCAAAAUCGAACAGGUGGACGGAUUCGCCAUGGUCAAAGAGAUGGCCGAGGAGAUGGAGAACAUGAUGGGCGACAAGAUCGAAGCUAUCAAGCGGAUUAUGGACGCAGCUGAACAUCUGUCCGUCUCACAUUCGCGAUUAACACGGCAAGAUUUGUACGAGAUGAAGCAGCGCAACGAGAAUAUCGAUUACUACAACGCCAAACGUCUCAACCAGUACCAUAAAGCCGGGCCGCUGGCCGGUGAGCUGCUCGAGAACCACAAAGCGCUCAUCAUGUCAAACAGUCUGCACUUUGGCAACGUGGGCAUCAACACCAGCGUCAGCGCCGUUCACGUUCCCACCAACGUUUACGACGGAGCUCCGGACGUGCUGAAUGGCAUCCAGUGGUCGGAGCAACUUGAUCGCAUCUUUAUGACCAAUUACGAGUCGGAUCCGUCACUAACUUGGCAGUACUUUGGCAGUUCAACAGGAUUUAUGCGACAGUAUCCAGCCACCAAGUGGGGCCAGGGCGAAUGGGAACCCGACUUGUUCGACUGUCGUCUAAGACCCUGGUAUCUCCAAGCGGCUGCCAGUCCCAAGGAUAUGAUCAUCUUAGUGGACACUUCUGGCUCCAUGACUGGAGUCCGUAAAGAGAUUGCUAAACACGUCGUUCUCACGUUACUCGACACCCUUUCGGAGAAUGACUUUAUCAACAUUUACAAGUUCAGCGAAGUUCCCGUCCCAGUCGUCCCGUGCUUCAAAGACAAAGUUGUCCAGGCCAAUUUGGAGAAUUUGAGGGAAUUGCGCAAUGGCAUGAUUGAAACGGAGACGAGCGACAUUGCCAACUUCACGUCGGCUUUCACGACGGCCUUUGAAAUUCUGCAAAAGUUCAACCGAACCAUGCAAGGGUGUCAGUGCAACCAGGCGAUCAUGUUGGUGACAGAUGGGGCUCCCGAAAAUUACAAGGAACACUUGGAAAAAUACAAUUUGCCACACAGGCCAGUACGAAUCUUCUCCUACGUCAUCGGUCGGGAGAUCAUCGACACUUCUGCCACCAUUAAUAUGGCAUGUGAAAACAAAGGCUAUUUUGCUCGAGUCACAUCCCUGGCUGAAGUUCGUGAGCAAGUGCUCAAAUAUAUUCCAGUCCUCUCUCGUCCCAUGGUUAUGUACCAAAAAGAUCAUCCCGUCAUCUGGACUUCAGCUUACAUCGACAUAGCGGAGCCCAAAUUGAGUGACUGGCUGUGGGAGAUAAGAGAACGUCGGAAGCAGCGGGAUCGUUCGCUCAACUACCGUGCACUCUUGCGGUUGAUCAGCGAUCGGAACAACGCCCAAAGCGACGACACUUCAAACGUGACGACCAACAGUAGUCGGGAUGCCAGUGGCAGACCCACCAUCAGCAUGACAGUUGAACAAUAUUUGACCUAUGGCAACCUCGUCAAUGAGGAGCGGCUCAAUGCUCAUCGGAUCAAACAGGAGCGUGAAGAAGCAGCUAUUCCUGCCGGCAACCAGCAGAAUAACCGUCAAGGCAUAACCAGCACCACUCCCCGUCCAGUGUUACCUCCUACUCAAAAUCCUGAUGGACCGCGAGCUGAGGCGCUUACCAAGCCUGAGACUCUCAGAGCUUGGCUCAAACGAAUCGAAUAUGAGACUCGGACUAAACCGAAAUUCUUGAUGGCGGUUUCGGUGGCUACUCCAGUUUACGACCGCAAGAAUGAAUCGAAUAUCAUUGAAAAAAUACUCAUCAACGACAUCUGGGAAGAGAAAACGCGAACGGUAAGGACCGCCAAUCUUCUUGGAGUGGCCGGUACCGACAUACCCGUCACGGAACUGAAGAAACGAACGCCCGCCUACAAGUUGGGUGUUAACGGGUACUCGUUCAUCGUCAACAACAACGGCUACGUACUCUACCAUCCCGAUCAUCGACCCCUGGACGCGGACGGACUCCUGAAACCCAACUACAACACGGUCGAUUUGUCCGAAAUUGAGUUGGUCGAUUCAGACGGCGGUCCGCGUGAAAACGACACGAAUCUCAUGACCAUGCGCCGCGACAUGAUCGAGCGGCGCGAGGGUGAGAUGACGUUCAAAGUGAGGAUUCACCACGAUGGCAUGAAGAGAGUCAGCGUUCGUCGGCAGCGCUAUUAUUACCGCGGGCUGAAGGGUACCCCUUAUAGCCUCGGUUUGGCGCUGCCUGAUGGAUACGGCGAUUUUCGCAUUGCGGCUGAAACCGAAGUCAAGCGUCUGUCGGCUGAUCACAACAUCAACGUUUCGUCCUUCUUCUCCGGCAAGAAUUGGAAAAUUCACCCCGACUGGAUCUACUGCCGCUACAACUACGACCAUCUGAAAUCGUUCGAUACGCCCGAGGCUCAAGUGCUGCACUUUGUCGGACGGACGCAGCGGGAGCGAUGGCGUUGGAACUCGAAGCACCCGCGGCCUUCCCACGACACUGUCCGCUCUCACAAACAAGAAGACAACUACUACUGCGACAAACAUUUGAUGCAAUCACUGAUUUUUGACGCCCAAGCCACCGAAGUGUUCGACAAAAACAUUUCUCUUAGCAUUGACCGACAAGAUCCAGGUUUAGGCAUGCUUAUGGCACUACUAGCCAGGCACGCCAUGUUUAAGCUGUUUGGUAUAUCGGUCGCCUUUGUCGCCACUCGCAGUGGCCUCUUGCGUUGGCAGGACAUCAGCACCAUUGAUGACAAGCACUUUAGCGAGGCCAAUCUCAACGCCAUCGACCAGACUUGGUACAAGAGGGCCGUCGAUCAAUACUCUGUAGAACCGGAUAGCUUUGUCUACUCGGUGCCGUUCAGCACGGGUACAGGAGUAACCAAUGAGAGUGUAGUUACUGCCUCUCAUGCUAUUUUCGUCGAGAAGGGCGGCUACAAAGCUCCCGCCGCUGUCGUAGGACUUCAAUACAAGAACAGCGCCUUCCGAGAAACCUUCUUCAACAUCACGUCUGGGUGCACCGGAGGAGUUCAAUGCAGGCGAACUUGCAGUUCCGGUGAUUUGUCGUGUUACGUAGUGGACAAUCACGGAUACAUCGUGAUCUCAAAGGAGGAGAGAGACACAGGGCGCUUUUUUGGUGAAAUCGAUUGGCUUGUUAUGGAUUCAUUGAUCCAUUACGGUGUCUUUAAAAGGGUCCGCAUCUAUGACUAUCAAGCUGUCUGCAAGGAUAUGCAGGGGCACCGCAGUGCUGCCAAUUUCUUGCUAACACCAUUACGUUACAUGAAGUGGUUCGUUCAAUGGAUGGUUGGUCGCGCCUCUUGGAUAAUGCUCCAAACUCAGAUUGCUCAUUUGAUCAAUCCGGACUGGGCCUGGGGCAUGGAACAAGAGCAAUCGGAUUACCACUACGAGGAUAAUGAUGGUAGUCCCGGACCGGUUCCAACGGGUGGAGAAUUCAUGGCCGACGGAGAUAUUUCAAUCAUCGUCCACGACGAAGCUGUAUCAAUGGAAAACGCAUAUGCCAAUAAAUCCCGACCGAGACCAUGCGACCAACAGGCAGACUUGUAUGUGCUGCAACCCGAAAAGCUAUUUAAAGGCGACAAGCCCGACUCGGUCAAAGGAAAACAGAACUGCAACUCGAACAAUUUGGGCGCCCGCCAAUGCGAAAGACACUACAGCACCCACAAGAUACCCCACUCGAAUUUGCUACUACUAGUCAUUGACACAACUUGCAGGUGUGAAAUACAGAAGCAAAAGAUUGAAAUGGAGGAAGUCAAAAUGAACGAGUCGUUACGCUGCGAACGACCUCAGGAAAGCUUGUACCGUCAGCGUCCCUCCGUCUGUCUCAGUUAUCAUCCAGAGGAGGAAGAAAUCAAACAGUGUGGUAAAGGAAACAAUUUACUGCCGUCUCCCAUUCUACUUACAGCAGCAACCUUAAUCUAUUCAGUUUUAAAAUGGAUUUAAUUUAAUUUCACCGGUCCCGCAUGUCUUGUUGCAUCAUUUUGAUUACUGAGUGAAUGGGUGAUUCAUAAUUCUCGGGUCCUCAAAAUUUUUAUAUUAUUUGGCUAGUUAAUUAGUCUCCCGAUGUAUGGUGGUCGACAUGUAUCAACAGCUCUUAUUUAUUUAUGGAUCUAAAUUGAUGACUUUAGUGUGCGUGUUGGUGAUACCAUGGGUUAUGAAUGUGCAUAGUGUGAGCGACAUUGGGCUUAAAAAAAAGACGACUUCCCAACAAAGUAUUCAGCUGGACAAGAAAACGUACUAAGCCUACUUCAUACAUAUCAAUUGUUAUAAAAUGUUCUGGUACGGAGCGUGCUUCUUCAUCUGGCUGGUAAAUGGUGCGUUAUUGUUUGUCGUGAGCUCUUUGGACUAAUUGUGGUUGUGACUGACAAGCUUGUUAUUUCUUAAUUUUCAAAUUGUUACAGUCCUGAAAUGUUAAAUUGAUUUAAAACUCUCACAUUGACGUUUGAUAUUCUAAUUUCAACCAGCAGUAAUCGAAUGCUUUUUGUUUUGGAGAGGAGACAUAAAGUCGUUUUCAUGUGCCCGUUACUGCAAAUACGAUUCUUCUCGUUCCGUCUGCCGUGGGUAAUGCGUGUCAUCCUUUUUGUUAGUGCUUUUUUUCAUGAAAAAAAACUCAUAUUCCCUACUGAUGCUUUGACUGAAACUGAAAAUUUUCAAAUUGCCCUGUGUGUUUGAAUUCCCCUUGUUUGAUUUUAGAUAGCAUUUUUUUUUUACAUUUCCUAUGAGGAUGCCAAUGGUCUACAUUUCUAGUAAGAUCUUCGGUCCAAUUAUUUAAAAAAUGUUCUCUAAUAAAAAUAAUCUUAUCAUUUGAAUUCAUUCAAAAAUAAGAUAAACGUACAUAACAUCA
This is a messenger RNA of Daphnia pulicaria, 5598 nucleotides long. RefSeq names its product voltage-dependent calcium channel subunit alpha-2/delta-3-like. Gene Ontology annotation, cellular component: voltage-gated calcium channel complex. Bases 525 to 4697 code for a protein of 1390 amino acids. The record is from RefSeq and is a predicted model, not a curated record. NCBI's taxonomy places the organism in Eukaryota, Metazoa, Arthropoda, Branchiopoda, Diplostraca, Daphniidae. The transcript is spliced from 31 exons. Gene Ontology annotation, molecular function: voltage-gated calcium channel activity.